ACCUUUAAGUAGGGGCGGCGGCAGGCGGGAGGGGGGUCCUGCUGAGGCCGGCCAUGGCGGUGCUGCCCUGCCUCCUGCUGCUGCUGUGUGGCGCCGCGCUCGGACCCGCUGUGCACCUCGACUUCGCCGAGCACCGCAGCCAGGCGGCCAAGAUCAAAGUCAACCCCCGCGGCAACCUCUGGGCCACAGGUCACUUCAUGGGAAAGAAGAGUGUCUCGGGUUCUCCACACCUGGAGUCACCAGAAGAUUCUGCUGCACCGACAGUGUUUGGUCCCUCUUUUAGAGCCUUGCUGGAGAAUAUGAUGGAACUGCUUACCCGUGAGCUCCUGAAAAUCCUCUUGCAAGAAAGACUUUUGGAUGAGAACCAAGGGAAAUAUGACCUCACUGACCAGGAGACAGGGCUUUUAACAAAGGUGCUGGAGAAGUAUUUUUCAAACUGAAGAAGCACAGCCGCAGAGGAUGGGGUCUGCAGGCUCAUCUAUGUACAGCGAAUGAAGGAGAGCAACUUCCUUGUGGGUUACUGUAGCAACAUCACAUUUAUUUUUUUUCUGUAAUACUGUUAAUAGUGAUUGCCUGUAUGAAAGCAGAGCCUCCCUGUACAUUUCCUGUAUGUUUUCUGCUUUCUUAAUGUCUAAUGUGCACCUGUGAAUAAAACCAGCUCUUUGCACAGACCA
Messenger RNA from Rhea pennata, 674 nucleotides. RefSeq names its product neuromedin B (gene NMB). Gene Ontology annotation, biological process: positive regulation of hormone secretion; neuropeptide signaling pathway. The record is from RefSeq and is a predicted model, not a curated record. The transcript has 3 exons. Gene Ontology annotation, cellular component: neuron projection. NCBI's taxonomy places the organism in Eukaryota, Metazoa, Chordata, Aves, Rheiformes, Rheidae. The coding region runs from base 54 to 440 and encodes 128 amino acids. Gene Ontology annotation, molecular function: neuropeptide hormone activity; neuromedin B receptor binding.